UUCAGACUCACAUGAAUUUUUCCUCUCAUAGUGCUACUGGCAAAGUUAAUGAGCCAAAUCAGGGUUUCAAAAGUCGCCUAGCGCUUGAUGACAAAGUUUACAAAUCGGCGUCUGAAGCUCUAGAAGCUUACAUCGCUCAAUUUGAAGGAGGCCGAAGCUCUACGACUUAUCGACGGCGUCCUUCCGACCUACUUUCUCCGACGCCGAAAUUUUACUUUAUGGAUGUACAGGAAAGAUACCUAAGAAGUUCUCCUAGUAAAUCGCCAGCGAGAAAAGUGGAUGAACUUUUAGCGUGGGUAAACAAUGCCUAUGCAAAAGACUUAUCUAGUAAAGUAACACCGUUUGGAUACAGAACUACUACAAGAGUGCCUCGAUCUUCAGAUGAAGAAAAUAUGAACCCUCAGCCUGGACCUGGUCACCACUCCUACAUUGGCAAUGAUGAUGAAAUUUCUACUCUCCCUUCCCCUAGUUCAUCAGUAGUUGACCUAGAUAGUAAUGCUGGUACUGUGGAAACAGAGGUUUUGUUGAGCAGUUAUAAAGGAAGUAAACCUGCAGCUCCAGGUACACUAUCAGGAUCAUAUUCCAGCAAGGUAUUACCAGUGACAUCUCCAAAAACUGCCUCAUGGAAAACCCAUUCUCAAUCUGGUAAAACAGAAUAUCCCAGUUGGGUUUCCAGCCUAGGGAAGGAGUACCCCAGCUGGGUAGAGGACCUUGAUACCACUACAAGAGAGAACAAAGUGAAGUACAGCCCUGACGAGAAAUACUCCUCCAGCACCUCCUCUCCAUCAGGAACAUUUGUGAGAAAAAAACCGUUUGGACGUUCAUCACAGUCCAAAUCAGCUCUUAAAUUAUCAGAUCUACAGUGUAGCAGACUCAAAGACCCAUCAAGAGUAAAGAAAGCAGAGAGUAAUAUAAACGGAACUGACUGGAACGAUGGAGCAAGUACUGACACAGACAUGCUGCUUUCUCAGUCAGUGUAUGGACCGAACCCGGUCAAUAUGGGCGGAAACUUCCACAGCUCAUUAUACCAAGACAAAAAGGUUGCGCGACUGAAAAAAGAAUCCACGAAAAAGCUCAGAAAAAGCACUGGGAAGAUUAAAUCCAGAGAACACUCAACAGUAUCUCCAAGGAGGUCGAAAAGUCUGACUCUUUCACCUACAAAGUCUCUACGCUUUUCUGCGAGCAAUGAAUAUUCAGAAGGUAAAGAAGGCACUCCUCUUAGAAUGGCUGUCCCGAGGGAUUCCUCACCAGGCAGGAGUCCCUUCACCUCUCUACCGUCAAGAUACAGCAUACCUCUACAGAAUGAGAGAUAUGCGGGCUCAUCUGCAGAGUCUGCACUUCACAGUGCCUCACCAAAAAUGACACGGAAGUACGUAUCGCCGCCUGUUGUGACACGGUAUUCAAAGCUGCCUGUCAAAAAAGAGGAAGUAACGUUACCGUUAACGGCAAGGAGAGAGCCUUCUACUAGCCCUAGCUCUGCAACAUCUCCAUCGCGUGUGAGAAUCCCACUGAAGACACACUCUCCAUCCAGAAAUGAGGAAAGCGAUGUAGAAUCGGAGGACACGGACAGGGAGAUGCGUAAAUCACCAACAGGAAUUAAAAUGGAAAAGAUGUACAGAGAUCCUAAUACUAUGUAUCCUUGGAAAACGAUGAUUCAGAGUUCUAAAUCUCGAGACAGUGCCGCGGCUGAUCCAAAGCCACAGUAUUAUUCUACACCCAAAAUCUCAACAGGCAGGAAUCUUCAAAAGCCAUUUGGCUCUUCACUUAAGCAUCCAUAUUCUAGCAGAACUUCUUAUGGUGGCCUGCGUGGCGACCAAAGAGUGGUGUUUUCUGAACCCAGUGAGCAGCGAGAUGGAAGGGAAGCUAGAGCGCAGAAGGAGUACAAAUCGCCUAAUAAACCUGUUUUCGCUGGUUCAAGUUACCGGUCUAGAGAUGAGAAGCUUGCAAAGUCUGCUCCUGAUACAAGAUACCGCAAGCCCCCUAUUCCUACCAGGAGUACUGGAGGGAAGUUGAGCCACCGACGAAGCAAAACUGUUCCAGAUUUACGACGGGUUGCCAUGAGGUCAGCUUCAAGGCCAAGAAGUUCACGUCGUAGUCUUGAUGAUGACGUUGUCAGUGUAAAUACAGUGGACACUGAGACGCUUAUCACCCACCCACCCAUGCCUCUGUUUGAUGUUAGUCCUUCACUUACUACUGUCUCAGACAGUGACACAUUAGUCGAGUCUGAAACAGAGACAGACACACACAUAAGUGUUGUCGAAAGGAGUCAAAUGAGCCUACCUCAUGUUGCUGAUGUGUCUGACAAGUUUUCCCCAACAAGUGUGUUUGCUUCGACAAAUCCUCAUGCUGCAGUAAGAGAAGAACUCCCUCAAAGAUUUCACUUAUGGAAGCUAGAUGAAGACAUCAAAACUCCAGACAGUUUCAUAACAAGGCGCUUUACAAAUCCGAAGUCUGGAAUCAUUUCGUCAUUUCUUGACGACUGUUUGAGCGUUGAUAGCGAAGACAAAACAAUGAAAGAACCGAACGGUACUUCUACCAGUGCUGGGGGUGCUAUGAGACUCAGUGGAAAGGAAGCUGCCCCAGGCCCAGUGGAAGCCUUAAAACAAAUGCUUUUUACCAUGCAGGACAUGGCGCAUCACGAAACACUCGAUAAUGAAGAUUCAAGCUAUUAUAAGAGCCCCUCCAGUAUGGAUUUCAAGUCCAAAGUUAUGAAAGAUUCUCUAUCUUCAGAUGACCAAAGUGAAAGAGAUGCUGACAUAAUGCGCGGGGAGGUAUCUUUACAAAGGGCCUAUCAUCAUCUGGAAAGACUCAAGAGGCUUGUGGGAAAGGAAGAUGAUCGUUCGUCAAUUAGCUCCGCUAAUUAGAUGGCAGGCAUCUUGGAAUUUCAAUGCUUUUAUUGAAGAUCAUUCAACUAUAUCACUCAUUAGACAUUUUUAAUCACCAUUCUUUGUUUUCGUUUUGACAUUUCUGUUUAUUGCAACUGUCAUAGUGUCAAGCUCUGUUCGACAUUCAUUUGCUCUAAAAGAAUCGAAUGAACUUGCGAGUUGUUAUGUCUAAGUAUUUAUAGCUUGGUUUUGAAUGAAAAUUUCAUGCUUUUUAUCGCACUAUUGUGCACUAUUUUAUUGGUUUGCGCUUUGUUUUUUUUUUUUUUCAAAUACAAAACUUGUUUUGAACGCAUGUGAGCCACCUUGAACUAAAUUAAAUCCAAUUUACCUAAAAUGUCAUAGAUAACGUGUGAACGUGGCAAUUUUCCUCAACUGGAAAGUUGAAAGCUACAUAAUCUACGCAUGCGCACAAAAAUUACAGCUUUUUUUUUUCCACACCACCCGUUUUUGGGGAAGGUGUAGAGUGACACGCCGCAAAGAUGAAAAGAUAAUGUAAGAUCGAUAGUCAAACUGGAAAUCCUGAAAAAAGAUCAAACUCUUGUAUAGUGGUUUUUCAAAACUCCAUUGAGAAGUCAGGUUUGUUGAAGAAGAUUAGAUGAACCCACUACACACUUUGUUUUGACAGGCUGGAAGAACUGAGGUUUCAGUCAAUGCUCGGGUUCUCUUCUGUAAACCUUAAUUUGCAGUGAAGGGUCGGGUUCCUUGGGGACAUUUUAGACCUGACGUCCACCUUAUCAUAAUCAUUAACUGAUAUCUCUUAAUUACGCUACGGGAAUCAGAUCAGGGAACAGAUCUUGUCAACACAACACCAAAAUCAACACGGACUUAUUAAAUGAUAUUUUGAUUAAAAAAAAGAUUUUAAGGAAGUGAUUUUACUGAAAUAUUUUUCAUAGGCUUUAUAGAAGUUAUAGGGUUAAAUAUAUAUAGGGAUAUUUAUAUAUUAGCUUAUACUUAUUGCAAAUUUAUUAUACGACUUGGUGAAUUAAUAUAAUUGUUUCAAAACAA
Pocillopora damicornis (cauliflower coral) is the source of this 3890-nucleotide messenger RNA. RefSeq lists its product as uncharacterized. NCBI's taxonomy places the organism in Eukaryota, Metazoa, Cnidaria, Anthozoa, Scleractinia, Pocilloporidae. The record is from RefSeq and is a predicted model, not a curated record.